AUGCGUCCGAUCGCGCGCAUGCGCGACGUGGACGCGAGGAGAGCGACGGGCGACGCUUCGACUCGAUUGAUACAGAUCGUCGCGCGCGCGGUGAAGAAUGCCCUAGACGCGCGCGCGCGGACGAUCUCCGUCGAGGUCGGGGUCAGGGAUGUCAUAACGAUGCUCUGUGCGGACGAUGGGGAGGGGAUGACGCGGGAGAGCGCGCGGGAGCUGGUGUGGGCGUUCGGAGAACCGAACGGCGCGGCGCGCGGGGCGACGAGGCAAGCGAAUCGAAGACGCGGGCGGGCGCUAAGUACCAUCGUCGCGCAGUGCGAGCGCGUGGAGAUAGCGACGAGGGCUAAUAAUGAAUGUGAGACGACGACGAUCCGAGCGACGCGCGCGGCUGGGGUCGAGUGCGGGUCAGGGGCGUUCGAUGAGAAGUGGUCGACGACGGUGAAGUGCGUUGGUGUCUUCGCCGCAAAUUCGAUCGCGGCGGCUCGAACGCGAGAGGACGUUCGAAAGGGAGCUCUGGAGAGAGAAUUGAAAUCCAUCGUGUUUCACGCGUGUCUACUCCGACCGGAGCUCUCCAUGAAUGUGAUCAUGAAUGGACGCGCAGUUGAGAGAGUCUCAGGAGAUCGCGAAUCGGUGUUGGACGGUUUACGUCGAGCGUACGGAGACGAAGUCGUCGGUUGGUUGCGAAUGGUCGAUUACGAGAGCGAGGAUGCGAAAUGGCGCGUACGUGGAUACGUCACACCCGCGGAUCGGCGUCUGGGAUCGUCCGAUAUGCAGCUGGUGUACGUCAACGGAGACCACAUUAUCGGCAAGGUUGACGCUUUGCAUCGAGAGAUGAUCCGAAUCGAAGCUGACGCCUUCUUGGGAGACGGUGCCCGAAACGCAGGCAAGGGCUAUCCCGGAUUCCUCAUAGCGAUCGACUGUCCCGAUGAUUCUUACGAGGUGACGUACGAUCCAUCAAGGACGCUCAUUGAAUUCGAUGACUGGGACACCAUGUUUAGUCAUUUGCGCCAGGCGAUUGUUCACGAGCAGUGUUGGCCGAUUCGAGAGGAGCCGUCGUCAGAAAAGGAGCCAUCCCCCCAAGAGCCACCGCCUCCCGUUUUAAGAAGAGGCACGUUCUCUCAGACUAGUAAACGUGAGCGAUGCGAUGACGCAUGUUGCGUAUCGACCAAUGGACCGUUCUCACGAGCGAUGCUACGGCAUCGAAACUCUCUUGACUCUGCACCACCUGUCCCGCAUCCAUCCAUCAUGGAGACGUGGAUUAAUCCCGUUUUUGACGCGCCCGAGGUCCCAAUCUUGACCAUCGAGAAGACACCAUCGAAUUCACGUUUACGAGCGCCGGCAACGCUCGAGCGUGCUGCGCUUGAGAAAGCGAGAGUGAUUGACCAAGUGGGGAAAAAAUUUAUCAUCUCGACGGUGGACGACUGCAUCGUGGCGUUUGAUCAGCACGCGUGCGACGAACGAAUAGGCCUCGAAGAGCUCUGGGCCACGAUACUCAAUCCAAACAAACACGUUCCAACGCAAGAAACGAAAUCUCCAGCGCUUUGGGCGACACCCAUGAGCGUAAACGAGUUCGACGCUCUGGAGAAUAAUGCACACAAUGUUCGCCGUUGGGGAUGGGAUUGGAAAACUGACGACGGCGGUAACGGCAAGCAAGAAACUAUGAUCUAUCUCACUCGAGUGCCAACAAUACGAGGGACCACACUCGGCGGGGACGCGCUUCGCCAGUACUUAUACGAGCUCACGUCGACUUCAAGUUCCUCGACACACGCGCCACGACCACUCCACCGUUUGCUUGCGUCCAAAGCAUGUCGCGGAGCGAUCAUGUUCGGCGACACUCUGAAUCCUCAUGAGUGCGAAUGCAUCAUUAAAGCCUUAAGAUUGACGCAGAUGCCCUUCGCAUGCGCACACGGUCGCCCGACUUGCGCACCGCUAGCGCGAAUUCCCUCUCGCUCGUUGCCAUCGGCGCGUGCAGAUAUUCCUCACAUACGCGCUUGGAUACGCAAACGUAGUGAAUCACUGUGA
Ostreococcus tauri is the source of this 2016-nucleotide messenger RNA. Its product is annotated as Ribosomal protein S5 domain 2-type fold,subgroup. The transcript has a single exon. Gene Ontology annotation, biological process: mismatch repair. Bases 1 to 2016 code for a protein of 671 amino acids. Gene Ontology annotation, cellular component: mismatch repair complex. NCBI's taxonomy places the organism in Eukaryota, Viridiplantae, Chlorophyta, Mamiellophyceae, Mamiellales, Bathycoccaceae. Gene Ontology annotation, molecular function: ATP hydrolysis activity; ATP binding; ATP-dependent DNA damage sensor activity. The record is from RefSeq and is a predicted model, not a curated record.